AUGCUACCAAAUCGGUUAGAAUAUUUGAAUAUUAAAAAGAAGAAAAAGAAAAAUGGUCGAAAAAGAAGAAUCGAGACGUCUGGUAUUGAACAGACAAGUUUAAUAAAAGAUAAUAAAUAUUUUGAUAAACUUCAUAAAUACGAUUUACAGCAUGUUCGAUCGUGUUUGUUAGAAUAUGCAUUCACGCGAUUUUGGAUCGAACCCUCAUUGUUACCAACGCGUUUUAUCGAUAAUGAUUUAACGUGUUUGAACAAAGGAAAUAACAUUAGCAAUAACAAUGAUGAAAGUGUGAUGAAGAAUAUUUCUAAAAGUUCUCCAUGGUACAUUAACUUUGAAACUCAAUUUUGUGUUAUUCUAAUUACUCUCAUCACCAUUUCAUUGUUGUUAUUGACGUUGCCGUUUAUUUUAAAAUCCCAACAAAAUUCUAUUCGAUACAAUAGUCAAUGUGUUUCAUUAAAUUGUAUUUCGACCAGUCAUCGACUUAUGGAAAAUAUGAAUAUAACAUUAGACCCAUGUGAAGAUUUUUUUAGUUAUGCUUGUGGUGGUUGGUACAACAAUAAAUUUCUCUCACCAAGUGAAUCAAGUUAUAAUUAUUUUAAAGAAAUUUAUCGAAAAAAUUUGGAAACAUUAUAUUCUAUUUUAAAGGAGCCAGACACAAAUUAUCAUGGAUCACAUUCAACGUCCAUAUUGAAAGCAAAACAAUACUACAAUGUCUGUAUGAACACGUACAGAAAUGAAAGAACGGCAGAAGCAACAAUGAAAACUUUUUUAACACAUCUAGGUAAAUCACCAUUAUUUGUUGACCAUUGGUCAUCAUCGAACGAUUUUGACCUAUUAAAUAGUCUAUUGUACGUACAUAAAUAUAAAAUGAAUCCAUUGUUUCGUGUUGGUAUUACAGUUGAUGAUAAAAAUAACGAUAAACAAUGUAUCUAUUUUGAACAAUCCGGUCUCUCAUUUGAUCAACGUUCACGUUAUUAUAAUAAUGAUAUAAGAAAAUUAUUCAAAACAUUUGGAGCAUCUGUAGCCAGUCUCUUGCGUGGUAAUAAUGCAAAUAUAAAAGUUCAACAAACAUGGUUAGAUCAAGUAGAUCAGGUAUUUUUAUUUGAAAAACGUUUAUCAGAAAUAUUUGAAAGACGAGAAUCAUUAAAUCCAUCAAAAUUAUAUAAUGUUCGAUCGUAUAAUGAAAUUCAAUCGUGGUUUUAUCCCUGGUUAAAUAUUGAUGUUUAUUUGUACAAAUUAUUUCAACCGUAUAUUCAACAUCAACAAAUAAUAAGACAACAGUCUAAUUUACCAUAUGGUAACACAAGUUUUUUUCAAAAUCAACGUAUUCUCGUUCCAUCACCAAGAUAUUUUCAACAAUUAAAUCAAAUUUUGUUAAAAACACCGGUACAUAUCAUUGCUAAUUAUAUUUCAUUACAAGUUGUACAAGAAUUAUUACCAUGUAUGCCUCAAGUCUAUUUACAAGCACGAAAACCAUUACUGAACUAUUUAAAAGAUAUUACCGAAGAACGACAACAGUGGGAAUUAUGUGUAAAAAGAACGGAUGAGGCAUUCGGCUUUGCAACAGGUGCUUUAUUCAUAUAUAAAGCAUUCGAUCAAACAAGUAAAAAGAAAAUUAAACAAGUUGUAGAAGAAAUACGAACAGCAUUUAUCGAUAAAUUACCCACUUUAGAAUGGAUGGAUCCUGAAACUCGUAAACGUGCACAUAUCAAAGCGACAAUGAUAACAGAUCGUCUAGGUUAUCCCGAUUGGUUAGAAAGCUCUCAUAACAUUGAUAAAUAUUAUGAAAAUUUACAUAUAUCAUUCAACAGUAAUACUGUGGAAAAUGUGUUACGUGUAAGAAAAUUUUAUAAAACAAAAAAUUUAGAAAAAUUUGGUCAACAACCCGAUAUUGAAGAAUGGAAAAUGACACCAACCGAAGUUAACGCUUAUUAUGCUCCGUGGAAAAAUAUGAUCGUUUUUCCUGCUGGCAUACUACAAACGCCAUUUUUUGAUGCAAAUAUUCCAAUAUCGUUAAACUUUGGUAGCAUUGGAAGUAUUGUAGCACACGAACUUAUUCAUGGAUUUGAUGCUAGUGGUCGAUAUUUUGAUGAAAAGGGCAAUCGUCAUAAUUGGUGGCAAACCGAAUCUGUUAGUCGUUUUGAUGAAAGAACAAAAUGUUUUGUUCAACAAUAUUCUAAAUAUAAAGUUGGAAAAAAGUAUAUCAAUGGUUUAUUAACACUUGACGAAAACAUAGCAGAUAAUGGAGGUGUACGAAUUUCUUAUACAGCUUAUAAACGCUAUUUAAAACGUCAUAAUGUUCAAUCGACUAUGCAAUUACCCGGUUUAAACUUAACUGAAGAACAAUUAUUUUUCCUUGGCUUUGCUCAAACAUGGUGUAUAAAAACAACAGAAAAAGAAGCUGAAGCAUCUUUGAUAAGUGAUACACAUUCAUUUCCAAAAUAUCGAGUCAUUGGAACAGUGAGUAAUAUACAAGAGUUUUCAGAUGCAUUUCAAUGCCCACAAGGGACAAAUAUGAAUCCAAAUAAGAAAUGUCGUAUAUGGUUCACAGCAACCGAUAAAUAA
Molecule: messenger RNA, 2565 nt
Organism: Didymodactylos carnosus
Lineage: Eukaryota; Metazoa; Rotifera; Eurotatoria; Philodinida; Philodinidae
Source: the annotation of a GenBank genome assembly